Anneissia japonica is the source of this 1861-nucleotide messenger RNA. RefSeq names its product transmembrane protein 244-like. The coding region runs from base 199 to 687 and encodes 162 amino acids. The transcript has 5 exons. Lineage: Eukaryota; Metazoa; Echinodermata; Crinoidea; Comatulida; Comatulidae. The record is from RefSeq and is a predicted model, not a curated record.
CAAGCAAAUAAUUAUUAGAUGAGCGCACCUUUGGGGGUAGGGAGCGGUAGGUAGCGUUGUAGGCCGAGGCCGACAGACAGCCUAUCUCAGUGUCAGCCAACAAGAAGGCCUGAUACUAGUCAACUUGUAUAAUGAAUAUACCAUGUACAAUGUAAUGGGGUCGUCUUGACAUUAUUAUACUGAUUUAAAUAAUUGUUUAUGCAGAAAACAAUUCGUAAGAUGUUACAAACCAAGGAAAUCGUAAUCAAUCUUGUGUUUUGUUUACUAUUAUUCUAUUCUGUAUUCUACAUGAUAGCAAGUCUAAUGCAUGGAAUCUUUGUUUUAGAUGACUUUGAUGGAAAGAUACCCUUCAAUGUUGACAGUUUUGAAAGCAUGUUCAGCAAUGCAACAUUAACAUGGAAUGAUAAAAUAUUUCUUGCUGAUUUUCUGUCCUUGGAAUGCACAUGUUUGAUAGUUCCUUUGACUUUUGUUGUGCUACUACAUGAGAGGCUCUGGGACUUUGCUGCUACUACAGUUCUCAUACAUGUUAUUAUAGUGUGUAUUGUGAACUUAGCCUUGCCAGUAUGGGAAUGGUGGGUUUGCAUUAUUAUUGGCACGAUCUUUAUGAUCAUCCUUGCGGAGUCUCUCAAUGCUUGCUUUCGAAGAAGUUCAAGCAAAGAAACAAUUGAUAAGAACAAAGAAAAGUGAGAUAGCAUUCUUAAUUGAUGGAUCAAGAAACAUGUGUUUGACAACUGAUGUCUUGUGGAGAAUGUUGGUUGUUCCUACUGUGCCAGUGUUACCUACCACAGCAACUUUGCCAAUGGUACUUUUUCUGACAAUGGUUACCAAUCAACCAUCCAAUUCAAUUAAGACAGAAUUUUAUAGGUGAUCAUUAAUAUAGAAGAUUUUGGAUCAGGUCUGCAGAUCAGGUAUACAUUUUAUAUUGUGGCAUUUAAGCCUUGACGUAAUUAUGGGGAAUCGAUCCAGGUGAGAGAAUUUGUAAGAUAAUUUGGAAGUUUCUAUGAAUCUACAGCACAGUACUGUGUAUAGAAUUGUGUAACGAUGGACAUGAAAAAAAUGUGACGACAACAACUUUUUAAUUGUACAGUACUGAGAUGAGAAAUACCUCUAGCACAGUUGUGCUUUGCCAAAACCGAGUGGCUGGCAGUAUGCAAUAAAAGGGAAUAUGGCAAAACUAAGAAAGACCAAAGGAAGGAAAGAUGUGUGAUUCAAAGAUCCAAUGAUGCAAAGUCAUACAGACAAAAACAAAUUCAUCAUUAACAGGUUGCUAGUAUAACUUUGGGCCUACUUGAGAGGAAAAUUUAGUUAAUAAAUAAAAUUACCAUCAAUUUAGAUAAUGUGUUAAUUAUGUUACUUUGUGCUUUAAUAAUGGGCAUUAAUGUAUCAUGAUUAUUUCUCUUUAAAUUCUUUUACAAAAAAAAAAACAAAAAAAAAAACAUGAUUUUUCUGUGUGCCCAUUUUUUAUAUAUGCAAUACAAAUAGUUUGAAUUCAUUUUUGUGACCUCUUUCAACUCUGUUAUUUUUUUCUUGUAUAAUUACUGUUAGUGCAAUUUUAAAUUUUAUAUAGAGAUAAAUUAAAUUAAAUUACAUCAGUUCCCAAUACAUGGGUUGAUAUCUGUUUUAUAUAGGGGUGGUGGCAUAGGAGUAGGGGGUGGGCUGAGCGUUGGUAACAUUAUUAACCGUUAGCUAUAAUGAUGUUGCAAGGGUUGCUACCAAUGGAUCGGUGUUUGAAGAUUAUAGAGUACCACAGUCGUGUCAUCACAACGCCAGGUGGCACUCUCUGUUGUCAACAGACGUAGGCUACCGUUCAUUACGCCUGAAUGACUGCAUAGGCUUUGUGGAAUAGGCAUUUUAAAAUCUA